This is a messenger RNA of Fraxinus pennsylvanica, 2019 nucleotides long. Lineage: Eukaryota; Viridiplantae; Streptophyta; Magnoliopsida; Lamiales; Oleaceae. The record is from the annotation of a GenBank genome assembly.
AUGGUCCCUCUCAAACUUGCAGCACUGAUUUUUUACAUUCUUAGCAGUUUUCUUACAACCUCAAAAUCUGUCGAUGAAUUCUCCUACAAUGGAUUUCGAUCGGCAAAUCUGAGCCUCGAUGGCUUGGCAAAGAUCACUCCCAACGGUCUCUUGGAACUAAACAAUGCCACCAUACAAGAGAAAGGUCAUGCCUUUUUUCCCGAUCCUAUUGAAUUCAAGAAAUCCUCAAAUGCCUCGGCUUUUUCCUUUUCUGCAUACUUUGUUUUUGCAAUGGUGUCUGGCUAUCAAGAAUUGGGAGGUCAGGGAAUUAUUUUCGUGCUUUCGCCAAGCAAAAGCUUUGAAGAAGCCAAUGCAUCAUCAUACUUCGGCCUAUUCAAUAAAACCAACAACGGCAAUUCUUCCAACCAUAUAUUUGGAGUAGAACUUGAUACAAUCAAGAAUGUUGAAGUUGAAGAUAUCGAUGAUAACCAUGUUGGGAUUGAUAUUAAUGGGCUGAAAUCCAUAUCUUCACAUACAUCAGGGUAUUGGGAUAACCCGGAUUUGUUUCGUAACUUGACGCUUAACAGUGGUCAUCCGAUGCAACUUUGGGUUGAAUAUGAUGGUAUAGAGAAGCAAAUCUCUGUUACAUUAGCUCCACUGCAUAAUUCCAAGCCAAAUAGAGCUCUUCUGCAGCAAUCCUAUGAUUUAUCAUCUGUCUUAAAACCAACGAUGUUUGUUGGCUUUUCCUCAGCCACUGGGCCUAUACAAAUAACUACCCAUUAUGUUCUUGGAUGGAGUUUCAAGAUCAAUGGUAUGGCUAAACCACUUGAUCUCUCUCGACUUCCUAAACUACCUCGUGUGGGUCCCAAGAAGAUAUCGAAGGUUUUGACCGUGUAUGUGCCGGUGAUUACUGUGGUUUCAGUAUCACUAGCCAUAUGGGGAGUAGUUUGUUAUGUCAAUAGGCUGAGGAAAUUUGCCGAAGUGCUUGAAGAGUGGGAGCGUGAUUACUCUCCUCAGAGGUUCAAAUUUAAAGAUUUGUACAAGGCCACUAAAGGGUUUAAAGAUACGGAGAUACUGGGUAGGGGUGGAUUUGGAAAAGUAUACAAAGGUGUGAUGCCUAGAUCUAAAGUUGAGAUUGCUGUUAAGAGGGUGUCUCAUGAAUCAAGACAAGGGAUGAGAGAAUUUGUGGCAGAAAUUGCAAGCAUGGGUCGACUACGCCACCGGAAUUUGGUGCCACUGUUGGGAUACUGCAGGCGUAAAAGUGAACUUCUUUUGGUCUAUGAAUACAUGUCCAAUGGAAGCCUAGACAAGUACAUUCAUGACCAACCAAAGGUUACCCUCAACUGGGGCCAAAGAUUUCGAGUCAUCAAAGGCGUAGCAUCUGGAUUACUUUACCUACACGAAGAAUGGGAACAAGUAGUGAUCCAUAGAGACAUAAAGGCAAGUAACGUAUUAUUAGAUGGGGAAUUAAACGGACGAUUAGGUGAUUUUGGGCUUGCAAGAUUGUACGAUCAUGGAUCUAACCAUCAGACGACUCACGUGGUUGGGACACUGGGGUACCUUGCCCCCGAGCAAAAUAGAACUGGGAAGGCCACAACAAGCACUGAUGUGUAUGCUUUCGGUGCAUUUUUGCUUGAGGUUGCGUGCGGGAGAAGGCCAAUCGAUCCCAAAGCUGCCUCUCAUGAUCUAAUUUUGGUAGAUCAAGUGUUUUCCUACUUGAACCAAGGUGACAUAUUCCAAGCAGUCGACCCAAAUUUAGGUAACGAUUACGUAAUAGAGGAGAUGGAAGUAGUAUUAAAGCUUGGUUUGCUAUGUUCUCAUUCAGAGCCGAAAUUUAGGCCUAGUAUGCGUCAAGUUAUGCUGUAUCUUGAAGGCGCAUUGGCUCCCCCAGAAUUGUCUUCAAGUGGCCUAAAAUUUGCACAAAAUGAUGAAGGGUGUGAUGAUAUCCCCUUGUGGUCGUAUCCUUCUUCUUCUUCUGCUCAAACAGUAUUUACACAAACUUCCUCGGUUACAAAUUGUCUUCUCUCUGGAGGCCGAUGA